UCAACUGCAUUCACCAUGGCAGCAACCCUCCGGAAACGGUUGUUGGACGAUAUCCGCGAUGUCCAAAACAACCCCUAUCCCAACACUCACCUCCACGUUCACGAUGAGGACAUCACACGAGCCUGCUUGAUCCUCGACCCUGAACAAUAUCAAGUUCUUCAUCUCACCAUCAAGUUCUCGGAAUAUUAUCCAAUCUUUGCGCCUGAGAUAUCGAUUCAAACCGAAAUCGAACACCCCAAUGUCUUUGGCGAUUACAUCUGCGCUACAAUGCUCAACACGGCGGAAGAUUGGACCCCGGCGUACACACUCAGGGGCAUCAUCAUCCAGAUGCUGAGUUUCUUCAUGAGUGAAUCGGUGGAACAGGAGCAUUGGAUGGGACCUGAUCAUCAUGGCGAACAAGUUGACAUAUGGAGUUAUCGUGACCCAUGUUCACUUGAUGAUCGCCCUGCGUUUCAGUGCAAAACUUGUGGAUUCGUUGAGUGGUCUGAAGAAUACCCCAUUCCGGAGCCCAAACCCAUGGAGACUGUGUCAUCGAAUACAGCAUCUACUUCGAAGCGCCAAUCGAAGAUAUUCGAGCUACCGGAUGAAGUGAUCAUUCAUCUGAUGUCGUUCAUGGACGCUACAGAUCUAGUUGCCCUCAGUGGAGCUAUACCAUCUAUAAGUCAUAUGCUUCGCUCCUACGACGUCCUGAGGAUCCAAGAUCUUAACUGCUUCGUAUUGAAGAAGUCGCUCAUGGAUACCAAGCUCGGAAUUGGCGUGUCUGUAACGGGUGGCAGGCGACCAGUCUUCCGCUCAGAAUUCGACCUCCUCUCAAAUGAAGCAUAUAAUCUCCACGGAAUUCGGACAUCUGUUCAAGGAGUGCCUUUCGAUCGGUGGCUUCCUCUCCCAUUAUCUCGCCGCCACUGGGAAAAAGUUAGGCUGAACACAUUCCACAGCCUCACAGGCCUUCGCACACUCGCCAACCUCCCAAGCAAAGACAACGUAUCCGUCCUCUACCACUUCAUGAACACCAUCGUAGUACAAUUCUCCGCCACCGCCGACAACUCACUCAAGAAACCCAGCGCCCGCAGCACCCUCUCCCACGCCUCGGAAAAAGCAGUAGAAUCCUACUACGCCCUCUUCCACAUUCUCCUCUGCAUUGCUAUCGAAGACCCAACCGUCGUCCCCUCCGCCGACAAAACCAUAACCUCUUUCCUCAACGGUCCCCGCACGAAAAAGGAAUUCCCAGACCUCGGCCACGUGCUCGUCGCGGCACUGAUCUCUACCAAAGGCGUGACCCAGCCCCUCAUCAUGGCCAUCAUCAAAGAAGCCAUCCUCCGCAACGUCGUCUGGAUGCUCGACUCCAAAGGCGCAGGAAUGGCAGAACUAGCAUACAUGGAGCCCAACGAGGGCUCGCGGUACAGACUAUACAUGACCUUCUACGCAUCAAAAACUUCAUACCGCCUCCUCAUGUUUCUGAGACUCUUCUUCUCCAUGGCAAAGACGCCGGGAAAAUCGCUCGUGCAGCUCCGCGAUGAGCUGUUCGAUUCUCACGGUGCGCCGCCACAUGGAAUCACGGCGAGCAUGAUGCCGCAGAUCAACAAAAUUCACGCCGUUGCGUCGUUCCCGGAGUUUCUGUCGUACAUGGGCGUGCAGGACCUUCCUACAGCGGCGCAGUUCUCGGCGUUUCUGAAGCGGACUAUUGGGGAGAGCGUGAAGAUGGGGUAUUCCGCUGUUCCCAUGACCCAGAGCCAGUUGUACUUGAUCCGGAGACAGCAUGAUGUGGAUGUGGAGAAAUCGAAAGAUGUGGUUGUCACGAAGGAGCUGGAACAGUGGUUCACGAGAGGGGAAAUGUGGUAUGAUAAUGGGUGGACUGGACGGCCUAGUUUCUUUCCGCAGAAGAAAGAGCGUGAUGCGUUGGGGGGUGGUAGAGGGGGGAGAGGGGGACGUGGUCGGGGGCGGGGACGCGGUCGUGGAGGUUGA
Periconia digitata is the source of this 1962-nucleotide messenger RNA. The record is from the annotation of a GenBank genome assembly. NCBI's taxonomy places the organism in Eukaryota, Fungi, Ascomycota, Dothideomycetes, Pleosporales, Periconiaceae.